AUGAAUGGUGAUAACGUGCUCCAUAAUGCGAACUUUGUAGGAGAUAUAGAGGUGAAUGCUGAUAACGUGCUCCAUAAUGCGAACUUUGUAGGAGAUAUAGAGGUGAAUGCUGAUAACGUGCUCCAUAACGAAAACUUUGGAGGAGAAAUGGAGGUGAAUGGUGAUAAAGUACUCCAUAACGAAAACUUUGGAGAAGAUAUGGAGGUGAAUAGUGAUAAUGUGCUCCAUAACGAGAACUUUGGAGGAGGUAUGGAGGUGAAUGGUGAUAAAAUGCUACAUAAAGAGAACUUUGGAGGAGGUAUGGAGGUGAAUGGUGAUAAAGUACUCCAUAACGAAAACUUUGGAGAAGGUAUGGAGGUGAACGGUGAUAAUAUGCUCCAAAACGAGAACUUUGGAAGAGGUAUGGAGGUGAAUAGUGAUAAUGUUCUCCAUAACGAAAACUUUGGAGCAGGUAUGGAGGUGAAUAAAGUGCUCCAUAACGAAAACUUUGGAGGAGGUAUGGAGGUGAAUGGUGAUAAAGUGCUCCAUAACGAAAACUUUGGAGGAGGUAUGGAGCUGAAUGGUGAUAACAUGCUCCAUAAUGAGAGCUUUGGAGGAGGUACAGAGGUGAAUGGUAAUAAGGAGCUCCAUAACGAAAACUUUGGAGGAGGUUUGGAGGUGAAUGGUGAUAAUGUGCUCCAUAACGAAAACUUUGGAGGAGGUAUGGAGGUGAGUGGUGAUAAAGUGCUCUAUAAUGAGAACUUUGGAGGAGGUAUGGAGGUGAAUGGUGAUAAAGUGCUCCAUAAAGAAAACUUUGGCGGAGGUAUGGAGGUGAAUGGUGAUAAAGUGCUCCAUAACGAAAACUUUGGAGGUGGUAUGGAGCUGAAUGGUGAUAACAUGCUCCAUAAUGAGAGUGUUGGAGGAGGUAUGGAGGUGAAUGAUAAUAAGGAGCUCCAUAACGAAAACUUUGGAGGAGGUUUGGAGGUGAAUGGUGAUAAAGUGCUCCAUAACGAGAACUUUGAAGGAGAGAAUGCUUUAAUGAUGCUUGCAAGCACAGAGAAUGCCAAACCAUCGAUGGUAAAGGAAGAUUUGAAACUGGGAUUCGCGCAGAAGAAAGCCAGCGCUAAGAAAGGAAAAAUACGUACUGGAAGUAUCGGAAGACAGAAAUCCAGGCCCAGAUUAUUGAGCCGCAGAAGAACUAUACUAGUACUUUCUGCUCGUCCAGCUUCGAUACGUUUUGUUUUUUAA
Schistocerca cancellata (South American locust) is the source of this 1227-nucleotide messenger RNA. RefSeq names its product sodium/potassium/calcium exchanger 1-like. NCBI's taxonomy places the organism in Eukaryota, Metazoa, Arthropoda, Insecta, Orthoptera, Acrididae. The coding region runs from base 1 to 1227 and encodes 408 amino acids. The transcript has a single exon. The record is from RefSeq and is a predicted model, not a curated record.